AUGCAUUUGAUCGCAGUUUUCCUGGCGCUGGUAGCCGGCUCUCAUGCAGCAUUGACCGCCAAAGGAGUCGACUGGUCGUCUCUCCUGGUUGAAGAAGCCAGCGGGCAGUCGUACAAGUCUGUGUCCGGAGAGGUGCAGCCUCUGGAGACCAUCUUGGGCAACUCCGGUGUCAACACCGUCCGCCAGCGUCUCUGGUACACCGAUGGCGAUUAUGGGCUUGAAUACAACCUUGAGCUUGCUCGACGUGCCCAGGCUGCGGGAUUGGAUUUCUACCUCGACAUCUUCUACUCGCCCACCUGGACUGACGCGGGACAUCAGGAGACACCAUCUGACUGGGCCAACUAUGGAAUCGACGAUCUGGCUUUUGCUGUCUACAACUACACCAGAGACACGAUGACCGCUUUCAACUCUGCGGGUAUCGUCCCUGCACAGGUCGCCAUUGGCAACGAGAUCCGUGCUGGACUUCUCUGGCCCUUGGGAGACAUGAGCAACUCUGAUGGACCUUACAAUGUUGCUCGCAUGCUGCAUUCAGCUGCGUACGGCGUCAGGGAUUCGUCGUCGUCAACACAGGUCCUAGUGCACUUAGACAACGGCUGGGAUUACGAAGCACAGCAGUACUUCUACGAUACUGUCCUCGCCCAAGGGCCGCUGGAACUCGAAGACUUCGAUGUGCAGGCUGUGAGCUACUAUCCCUUCUACAGCUCGUCGGCAACUUUGUCCGCGCUCAAGACUAGCUUGAGCAGCAUGAAAUCCCGCUACAACAAAGGAAUUCAAGUCGUUGAGACCGACUGGCCAACGUACUGCCCAAGUCCAGCCUAUGAAUUCCCUGCGGACACAACAAGCAUACCUCUCUCGACUGCUGGUCAGACAACCUGGGUGCAAGACAUUGCCACGGUCGUCGAGGAUAUCGGCGGUGAUGGGUUGUUCUAUUGGGAGCCCGCGUGGAUCGACAAUGCGGCACUGGGGAGUAGCUGUGGUUACAACCUGAUGGUCGACGACGACGGGACUGUUAUGAGUAGCUUGGCUGUUUUUGGCGAGAUCUGA
This is a messenger RNA of Saxophila tyrrhenica, 1044 nucleotides long. RefSeq lists its product as uncharacterized. Lineage: Eukaryota; Fungi; Ascomycota; Dothideomycetes; Mycosphaerellales; Extremaceae. The transcript has 2 exons. Bases 1 to 1044 code for a protein of 347 amino acids. Gene Ontology annotation, molecular function: glucosidase activity. The record is from RefSeq and is a predicted model, not a curated record. Gene Ontology annotation, biological process: pectin catabolic process.